CCGUCUGACCCUGCGCUUAAAGGUGCCGCACUCGGGGGUGGCAGAGGAGGCCGUGGGCAGGGACGGUGCCUCUCGGAGCCUUCCCUCGGCGGCCGCUGCCCCCUCGCCCCAGCGCUCCUCUGACCGCUCCCUCAGGGAGAGGUACCGGCGGGCGCCGCAGGGAAGGCGGCCGGCGAAGCGGGGAGCGGCGCCCCGGGUGCCGUGGCUCUCAGUGCCUUAUGGGGAAAGAAGAUUCUCUCUUGGGCAGACUGCUUCCAGCACAGUAUGCGUACUGGAGAUGCAGAAACCACGUAGCAGAAAGCUUUGAGCAGUUGUGAAUUAUCAGUUUCUCCUAACAGCAAUAAAAAGUGAAGCAUGAAGGCAACUGGAUUUAUUUCCCUCUGGACGUUGGUUUCACUGCCUUGUGGCCAGUUAGCAAAUCCUGCAGAACAUGAAGAUGUAGUAAAGCAUGCAAUAAAGCUGCACCGUGGGAAAGGAGCUGUUAUCACUCAGAGAAAGCAGUGGGUGUUGGAGAGCUGCAGGAAACUAUCUGGUCUUCUUCGCCAGAAGAACGUUGUUCUGAACAAACUAAAAAAUGCUAUAAAAGCAGUUGAGAAGGAUGCAGGACUGUCAGAUGAAGAGAAGGUUUUUCAGGUGCAUACCUUUGAAAUUUUCCAAAAGGAGCUAAAUGAAAGUGAAAACUCGGUCUUUCAAGCAAUCCAUGGCCUCCAGAGAGCUCUACAGGGUGAUUACAAAGAUGUUGUAAAUAUGAAAGAAAGCAGUAGACAGAGACUGGAAGCCUUGAGAGAAGCUGCAAUUAAGGAAGAAAUGGAAUACGUUGAACUCUUAGCAGCAGAAAAACAUCAGGCUGAAGCCCUUAAGAACAUGCAGCAUCAAAACAAAAGCCUGUCAAUGCUUGAUGAAAUUCUGGAAGAUGUCAGGAAAGCAGCUGAUAGAUUGGAAGAGGAAAUAGAAGAGCAUGCCUUUGAUGACAACAAAUCUGUAAGAGGUGUAAACUUUGAAGCGGUUUUAAGGGUGGAAGAAGAUGGAGCCAACUCUAAAAGAAAUGCUUCAAAAAGAGAAGUAGAGGAUGACUUAGGUCUUAGUAUGCUUAUUGAUUCCCAGAACAAUCAGUAUAUCCUUACCAAGCCCAGAGAUUCAACCAUUCCUCGAGCUGAUCAUCAUUUCAUAAAGGAUAUUGUGACAAUAGGAAUGUUGUCUUUGCCAUGUGGCUGGCUGUGCACAACAAUAGGAUUGCCAACCAUGUUUGGGUAUAUCAUCUGUGGAGUACUCCUAGGACCAUCAGGACUAAACAGUAUCAAGUCUAUUGUACAGGUGGAGACGUUAGGAGAGUUUGGUGUAUUCUUCACUCUCUUUCUAGUUGGUCUGGAAUUUUCUCCUGAAAGAUUAAGAAAGGUAUGGAAAAUAUCUUUGCAAGGACCCUGCUACAUGACAGUUUUGAUGAUUGCCUUUGGCUUACUAUGGGGACACUUGCUCCAAAUUAGACCAACACAAAGUGUCUUCAUUUCCACUUGCUUAUCUCUGUCAAGCACGCCGUUGGUGUCAAGAUUUCUUGCAGGUAGUGUUCGAGGAGAUAAAGAAGGGGAUAUUGACUACAGCAGCGUACUACUUGGCAUGUUGGUGAUGCAGGACGUACAGCUUGGUUUGUUUAUAGCUGUCAUGCCUACACUUAUUCAAGCAGGAGUGAGCACAUAUUCCAGCAUUUUCAAGGAAAUACUGAGAAUACUGAUACUGAUUGGCCAAAUUCUCUUUUCUCUGGCUGCUGUUUUUCUUAUAUGUCUUGUUAUAAAGACUUACCUCAUAGGACCAUAUUAUCGCAAGCUGCACGCAGAAAGCAAAGGGAAUAAAGAAAUCCUCAUUCUAGGAAUAACUGCGUUCAUCUUCCUUAUGUUAACGAUCACAGAGCUGUUGGAUGUUUCAAUGGAGCUGGGAUGCUUCUUAGCUGGAGCUCUGAUCUCUUCUCAGGGUCACAUGGUUACUGAGGAGAUUAUGUCCUGUAUUGAACCAAUACGUGACUUUCUUGCCAUCAUUUUCUUUGCAUCCAUAGGACUUCAUGUUUUCCCCACAUUUGUAAUAUAUGAACUCACGGUCUUACUAUUCCUUACAUUGUCGGUGGUCAUAAUGAAGUUUGUCUUGGCAGUGCUUGUCCUUUCUCUGAUUCUUCCAAAGACCAGCCAGUAUAUCAAGUGGAUUGUCUCAGCAGGACUGGCACAAGUCAGUGAAUUCUCUUUUGUUCUGGGAAGUAGAGCACGCAGAGCAGGGAUCAUAUCUCGGGAGGUCUACCUUCUUAUCCUGAGUGUGACUACUCUAAGCCUUUUACUUGCCCCUGCCCUGUGGAGAGCUGCGAUUAUGAAAUGUGUUCCAAGACCUGAAAGACGCUCAAGUACUUGAUUCAGAUUUGCACGUGUACAAGAAUACAUCUUCUUGCAAGGAAUAUCUUCAUUGCUCAUUGUAUUUCUAUGCACUCAGAAAACAAGAGGUUUUGAGCCGUCAGUCCUCUUAAUGUGCACUUGGUUAUAAGCCUUACACUGACCUUAAAACAAAAUUCAACAUUAAAAAAUAAUUAUAUAAUUUGAAUUGCACACCUUUUACAAACUUCACUUUCUCUCUGACAGAUUAGAAUCUGCCAGAAUAUUUGUUCCUGAUCCAAUCAAUUAUUCAGAGCAUAAAUAAUUUUUUUUUUAGACCUAGCAUCAUGCAAACUGUGUUGAUUAUUUUCUUGCCUGAAUGUGCCUUUUAAUUUUCAUCCUAUUUUGUUUACUGCUGGUUCAUCACCAGAUUUUGUUUAAAAAGAAAAAAAAAUAUAUUAUGGUGCCUAUGGUAUCUUCUUUCACUAAAUGACUUGAGUCAUUUCCACAUUUAGGAGUUUGAUAUACUAGUAUAAAAUUAAUCACAAAACACACUUCUAACGGUGAGUAAAAGUGUAGUCCUCUACACAAAGAAAAGGUUUAACUGUUUAGCAUCAAACUGUUUUAAGCAGUCAAAUACGUAUGCCAAAUGAUGCAGCCAAUAUUGUAUGAUAUUUCAUUCCAAACUGCAGCAUCUAAUGUAUUUUCUUAAGUGGUAACUUUCAUUUGUGUUUGUUCUUAUAUUUAUUUACAUAUUUGACUAAAAGGUGAUGGUAAGAAAGGGCAUAACUUAAGUUAUAUUUGAAGACUGGUAGUUGUCACCCAUUCUUGUUGCUAACUGCUGUUACAAUAAUUGUUUACUGGGUUUUUUUCUUUGUUUUAAAUCAAAAAUAAAUUUAGUAAAACUGGGAAGUCUAAUUUCAAGCAGAUGUGAAAAACAUCAGUUCUGUAACUUUGGAGGUUGGAUGUUAUUUGACACUAUUCUAGAAUUGAAAUUAUUUUAAGUAAAUUAAUUUGCACAAAACUAGAAAUGGCGGACUGGAUGUGUAUUUGGAACUCCAUGACUUUAUACGUUGCAUUUACAUUGAAUAAAUUGUUAGUCUCUUUAAAAUAUCAUGAUAUUUUAAAAAACAAUGCUUUGAAUGUGAUCUUAAAUGUGUUUUGUUCUUUAAAACAUUAUAUGUAGCGGGAUGAGCCUUGUAAAAGCCCAUUCUUUAAGUGUCAUGGAGAAAGCUUACUCAUAGACUGUAGUCUACUCUGACAAACAAAUAAUCUUGAGGUUCAUCUGUUAAAACCAACACUAUUAAAGAUAUAUUAACUCUUUAGGUCAGUAUUAUACUGUCAUCUGAAAUAACUCUGAUACCCACAAAAUGGUUAGGAAACUGCAUGUUAAGUAGGUUUAAAUUGCCAAUUAAAAUGAAAGCUGUCCUCCAAUUAGUAAAACAAAGCUUUGGAUGGA
Phalacrocorax carbo (great cormorant) is the source of this 3807-nucleotide messenger RNA. Lineage: Eukaryota; Metazoa; Chordata; Aves; Suliformes; Phalacrocoracidae. The record is from RefSeq and is a predicted model, not a curated record.